AUGAUUGCUGAUUGGACGCAAUUCGCAACUAUGCACUUGACCAACACUCCUACUGGUACUACGGGUAGUGCCUCUUCACCCGAGGGUACUACCAAUUUGAUACAAGAUACUUAUACUAAAAUGACAAGUGAUAUAUUGGCCGAAAGAACAUUGAACGAUUUUUUGAGUGAACAUCCGGGAGAGCUUAUCAGGACAGGAAGUCCUUUGUUCGUUUGUACUGUCCUACCACCUCAUUGGAGAUCCAACAAGACCCUUCCUGUAGCGUUUAAAGUGGUUGCUUUGGGGGACGUGGGGGAUGGGACUGUUGUGACUGUGAAAGCUGGGAAUGAUGAAAACUAUUGUGCCGAACUAAGAAAUUCUACUGCUGUUAUGAAAAACCAAGUGGCAAAAUUCAAUGACCUCCGGUUUGUUGGCAGGAGUGGACGAGGUAAAAGCUUCACGUUAACCAUAAUGAUAUCUUCAAGUCCACCUCAAGUUGCGACCUAUAACAAAGCUAUAAAAGUUACUGUCGACGGCCCAAGAGAACCACGAUCCAAAACAAUGCUUUCUCUUCUAGGACAACAGCAACAAUUCCAUUUCGCCUUCGGUCAACGUCCGUUUCCUUUUGCAGCCUCUGACCCUUUAUCAGGAUUUCGAAUGCCACCAAUAGGAAACUGUAACAAUAUGCCGCAGUUUGGUUUGAGUAGUACUAAUUCACAUUGGGGAUACAGUACUGCCGGAGCUUAUUCAUCUUAUUUUACUCCCGGUGCUUUGGGCUCUUGUGCUGCCCCUUCGACACAAUUCAAUACUCCAGCUUUAGGAUUUUCUGGAAGUACACCUGAUCAAUCGUCCACACAAGAUGCCUUCACUACCAGUUCAGCAGUUAGUUCAUUAUUACCUGAAGCUACAACAACAGAUUUAGAUCAACAUCUCGGUUUAGUAUCAUCUCAAAAUCACUCAAACCAUUCUCACACGCCUUCUCAUACAUCUUCCCUAUUAGUUCCUCGGUAUUCUACGAAUCAUACGGAUUUCACUUUAUCUGGACCAAGAAGUUUGUCAGAUAAUUCUAGUGCAGCUGAAAGUCCUGUUCAAGAUGAACUUCUAAACUCGCAAACUUCACUAGGUGUGAACCAUGUGAACAACAGUUCAAAUUUCUUACACCAAAAUAUGUCUCAGAGUUCAUAUUCCUCGAGUAAUUGUAAUAAUUCUAUUUAUCCUGUACUCCCUGGUCUCUUAUAUUCCCAACUGUAUUCGGCCGCCAAUCAAAGCCAUAAUUUCCAUUCGCUGCACACGCAUACGACGCAUAGCCAACAUAAUGAUCUACAAAGUGUUAUGGAUCAUCUAUCAACUAGCAAUCAAAGACAGAUGGUUAAUGGUACAACUGAUUUAUUGUUGAGCAAUAACGGGACUUGUGCAGCAGCCGCCGCUAGGCAAGAUGAUGGACAUAAUAGAGGGUUGACCAAUAAUUCUGGGCAACGAGGCCCCUCACAAAAUGGUGAUGCAGUAGUUUGGCGACCUUAUUAA
Molecule: messenger RNA, 1503 nt
Organism: Diorhabda sublineata
Lineage: Eukaryota; Metazoa; Arthropoda; Insecta; Coleoptera; Chrysomelidae
Gene: RunxA
Product: runt-related transcription factor 2
Exons: 5
Coding region: 1-1503 (500 amino acids)
Biological process (GO): regulation of DNA-templated transcription
Cellular component (GO): nucleus
Molecular function (GO): ATP binding; RNA polymerase II cis-regulatory region sequence-specific DNA binding; DNA-binding transcription factor activity, RNA polymerase II-specific
Source: RefSeq, a predicted model, not a curated record